GGCGGCUUCGAAAGCCGCCCUGGGCGCACGUUCUUAGGCGACCCUCUCUGUUUCCGCGGCGGUCUUAGAGACGCUUCUCUCGGACGCUGCUCUGGGGAUGCGACCGGGCACAGUUCCCUACUCCACAUCUGGGUCGAGUUGGAGGUGGACCCCUUGAGUCUGACACGGCCGGCCCGAGCCCACGGCCUGUCGCUAUGACGUGUGGUUUUCAGAAGUUGUUUUCUGUGGAAGAGGACUUUGAAGAUGAGGAUUUCUUAUCUGCUUUGGAGAACGCAGAGAACCACGUUGUUACUGCGCUUCCCAGGGAUGCCGGGAGCCUGAGACCUGUCUCCUCCAGACCACAGGAGACUCCGCAGACACAAUCCUCAAGACCGAUGCCAUCGGACCCCACCUCCAACCAGUCAGUCCCAAGACUGUGUCUCCCUACCUCCAGCAUGCCGGAGAAUGCCAAGGCUCCACUCAGCACAGGAGCAAUGUCCCUGAGACCUGCCUCCAUUUCUAGCAGCAGCUUGGGUAGUCAGCAAAGAAUGACAGGAGCAGAGGUGUUCCAGGAGUCGUCAGGACCCCAGUCCUCAGCCGCACACCCUGGAUAUAUCUUUGAGAGCCAUCAACAGGGCAUUGGUGACUUUGAAGCACCUGAUGAAGAUGAGUUUGACAAGGCCCUGGCAAGCAUGGAGCUUGAGAGAGCUGGCUUGGAGCUAGAAGCUGACAGUGGAGCCACCCAGACCCUGCCUGCCAAGCACCGUGAGGAUCCUGUGUUGGCAAAAAAGGCCCGAGUAGCUGAUCUGAGCGGAUCGUUCCAGAAGGGGCCCAUGGUCCACUGUAGAAACCCAUGGCCUGCCUUGAGACCUACAACGGCCACAGGCAGCCUUCCUGGCCCAGCUACAUCAUGCGUUUCCACUUCCCAUCAAAGGGGCUCCCCUGUUCCUGCACCUCAGUAUCUGCCAGUGGCUGGGAGGACCAUCCGAAACAGCCCACAGAAUUAUGUGCUGGGCCAGCCACUUCAGUCUCCCAGAGCGUGGUCAAGUGGCAAACCCCGUUUUUCUGGACCUCAACGUCCCCACAGCAGCUCUGCAGCAUUUUGUCAGGGGCCCUUGUCAUCCCGAGCCCCAGUGUCUUCUGUUGAAUCUCCUGUCAGCACCCCCAGAAAUACUUCCACCCCAGUAACUCAGCCAGCUCUUCAGACACCUGUAGUCACCAACCACUUGGUACAGCUUGUCACUGCUACCAACCGGACACCCCAGCAGCCCUCCCGCCCCUCCAUUAGAGCUAAAACCCGCCGCUUUCCUGGCCCAGCAGGACUUCUGCCUCACCAACACAGUGGGGAGAAUCUGGAGGAGAUCAUGGUUUCCACACCCCAGACUCCGACUCACGGGGCCCUGGCUAAAUUCCAGACUGAGAUGGUUACCAGUUCCCAGGGAUCUGUGGAAGAAGAUUUUGGACGGGGGCCCUGGCUCACCAUGAAAUCUGCUCUGGGCCUGGAUGAAGGAGACCCCACCUGCUUUCUCUAUACCUACAGUAUUGUCAUGGUGCUGCGCAAGGCAGCCCUCAAGCAGCUCCCCAGGAACAAGGUCCCCACCAUGGCGGUGAUGAUCAAGUCCCUGACUCGGAGCACAAUGGACGCCAGUGUGGUGUUUAAGGACCCCACGGGAGAGAUGCUUGGAACGGUGCACAGAGUGCUUCUAGAGACACACCAGAGAGAGCUGAAGCCUGGCUCGGUGCUGCUGCUGAAGCAGAUUGGAGUGUUUUCUCCUUCCCUCAGAAACCACUACCUGAAUGUGACACCCAACAACCUGGUCCACAUUUACAGUCUAGAUUCUGGGGAUGGGGACUUCCUCGAGCCACCUCAGUCCUUGCCCAAGGAUCUGGGAAACUCCCAUGGAAGCCUCCAGCCUGAUGUGGCUGCAGAGCCCACACGGGGCCUCAGAAUAGCACAGAACCCAGCGGUGGCCUCUCCAGAAGAAGAGCUCUCAGAGGCAGAUGACCUGGAUGGACUCCUGAGUGAGCUCCCCGAGGACUUCUUCUGUGAGCCCAGCAGCUGGGGCUAUCUCAAGACAGGGCCUCCACCAUGAGCUGGCAGCCUCUUUGCUCCCAGACAAGCUAGGUGCGUGGGAGAGAACGCCAGUGUAGCUGGAGACGGCUCAAGCCCAUGGUCUGAUGCCUCCCACAGCCACCUUGGAAUGCCUAGUGAUGGGCCAGACAGUGGGCUGCCUGGCUUAACGACGCGACGACUUCCUUUGGCAUGGGCAUCUUGGAAAUCUGAGCAAGGCUUGCAUCCCUACAUCCUUAUCCCUCUGGCACAUCGUCCUCCUGCCAAUAAGAAAAGUGGGAUCCUCCCACCCCAUCCUAACUUUCGAAAGGCUGGGCCUGAUUUCCUUGUCCCUUUAUUCUUCAAUCCCCUGCCAGCUGAGGAACCCAAAGGAGCCACAACCACAGCAGAGGUGACCUGAGGCCUGUCGCUAACUCUUGUCCACCAGGGUGACUGUGAAGUGCAGGCUGCUGUACCUGGUUCUGAAAUAAAGCAUCCCUUCCUCAUUUG
Mus pahari (shrew mouse) is the source of this 2539-nucleotide messenger RNA. It is a transcript of the gene Hrob, whose product is annotated as chromosome 14 C17orf53 homolog. Gene Ontology annotation, biological process: recombinational repair. The transcript has 10 exons. Bases 195 to 2072 code for a protein of 625 amino acids. NCBI's taxonomy places the organism in Eukaryota, Metazoa, Chordata, Mammalia, Rodentia, Muridae. The record is from RefSeq and is a predicted model, not a curated record.